CUCAUUCACUCGUUGAGAGGUUAAGAGAGAGAACUCUCUAAAGCCUCCAUUCUUCUCUCUCUCUCUCUCCUCUUUCUUCCCACGCCCACGUGAGUGGUGAGAUCGGAUCAAUCUUUGCUACUCUUAUGUUAUUGCCCUAAUCUUUACCAGCUACAGCGAAGCUUCUGCGACUGUUAAGCUUUUUCACGAUCGAUCUUAUCAGGAAUUGGGUUUAAAAUCAAGGGAUCAUUUUGAGGUUGCAGAACGUCCAUGGAAGUUGGGACUCGAGAUUCAGGUCAGCCUGUAUUGACGGCUGAGGAAGAGUUUCUGAAAAGAAAUACGGAUUGCGUUUAUUUCCUUGCGUCGCCUUUGACCUGUAAAAAGGGAAGUGAAUGUGAAUAUCGCCAUAGUGAAGCUGCCAGGAUUAACCCCAGGGAUUGCUGGUAUUGGAUGAAUGGUAACUGCUUGAAUCCAAAAUGUGCAUUCCGGCACCCGCCACUCGAUGGCUUGAUAGGAACCCCAGGAACACCUUCAGUGGGAUUGUCUGCACCGCCUUCACAAAGUGUAUCAUCACUGCAAAUGCCUCCAGGCCAUACUCCUGCUUAUAGCUCGGGAAAACCAGCUGUUCCCUGCUAUUACUUCCAGAAAGGGCUUUGUUUAAAGGGUGACAGAUGCACCUUCAUGCAUGGACCACAACCCCUCGGUAAUCCACCACCACGGCAACAGGAACCAAAAACUGCUACAACUGUUGCUGAGCCCCAGAAUCCAAAGAAGACUUAUGGGGGCCUUGAAACACAUCCACAACAGACGACACAAGAGAACAUUAGAAAGUCAGGUUUCAUAGCUGGUUUUGGGGGCCUUGAAAGGUGUGAUCAACAACAGACUACACAAGAGAACAUCAGAAAGUCAGUCGACGUUUUGCCUCCACCCAAACCUGCUAUGAAACCUGAAACUUUUCCUCCAAAAAGCAGCAUAGUUAAGAGAAAUAUACUGCCACCCACCACAGUGGAUGAGGAGCGUCUUAAAUACAUAACAAAUGCUCCCUCUAAUGCCAGUGGGAACUCUGUACCAAGGCCCCAGCGUAGUCGCCAGGCUCAGGCAUUUGAUGACCGUGUCUUCCAGGAUGGUAAAGAGGCUGAUGAGUUCUUAAGGGAAUCCUCUCCUGGUUUUGAUGUUCUUGUUGAUGAUGAACUCAGGGAUUCUGAUUACUAUCAUACGGAAGAUGAGUACAGAAGAACAGCCAGCCAUGAGGGAAGGCGUUUGAACACUGUGAAUGAUUUUGAUUAUGACCGUUCAGUUGAUUAUGCUCCAUUUGCUAAAUAUGACCGAGAACCAUAUGAUGAUUCAUGUGGCUAUGAUUCAUAUGGGCAAGUGCAAGAUCAGUAUGCUUGGGAAAAGCGAAGGGCUUCAUCUGAGAGGACAGAGAGGCCAUCUGUGCCAGAAAAGAGAGGUUUCUCUAGAGUUGAGAGCCUUGAUCAGAUUGAUGAGUCAGAUCUGCGCCGACGACUGUCAAAGCAGAGGAGGGUCAAUGGUUUGAGGUCUGCAGUUAGCCCUGACCGUCAUGGUGAUAUUCAUUGGAGGGAUGACCGUAAUCGCCACAUUCAAGGCCAAAGAAAUCUGGGUCAUUCUCGGAGAGAUUCGCACCAUAUACCUUAUGAGAGUUCCAGAAGCAACAGGCUGCAAGGUCGACUUACACUUCCUGGGAGAUCUUCACCAGACAGAAAUCUGAAUGAUUUGCGUCCAGCGAGGGAAAUAGAUAGGGGAAUGAGCCGCAGUAGAUUGUCACCAGGCAGGCCUCCAAUAUCCUCCCACCAGGUGCGUGAAGGAAGAAUAAAACGGCAAGGCCAGGACGACUUUAGAGAGGCCAGAAAUAUUAGAGGGGUUCCUAACAGAAGAGAUGAGGUGGAUAAUAACACUCCAUAUUUUGCUGGUCCAAAAAGCCUUGCUGAGUUGAAAAAUUCUAAGGUCUCAGAGAGCACUGAAGCUCGGAAUGCAAAGGUUCGACAAGUGUCACAGCUAAAGGAGCAGAAAAACUUAGAACUCGGACAACCAGUGGGUCAUGAAGAAUCUGAAGGUUCACUUCCUUUUGAGGGCCCAAAGCCCCUGAGUGAGAUUUUGAAGAGAAAGAGAAAAACAGAAACAGCAUCUUCUGGGAAUAGCACAGUUUCACAAAAUGGGCAGCUGGAUAGUGGGAAAAUAAUUACCGGCAGCUCCAGGAUGUCAGCAGAGAAAGAUUCUGUUCAGACCUCAGAGCCUGAGAAAGAAUCCAAUCAUCAGGCUCAGUGUGAGGAAGAACCAAGGUCCUCAGAUGCUUAUCCAGAUAAAGCUGCUGAAGACAAUGAAGAAGGUCAGAUCACUAUGGAAGGUGAUGAUGUGGUUCACGAAGGUGAAUCUUCGGAUGCCCAAAAGGGAACUGAGCUUGAGACUGAAGAUGGAAUGAUGGUUGAUGAUGCAAUGGAAGAUCAAGAAGAUCAAGAAGAUCAAGAAGAUCAAGAGCUUGAAAACUUUGAUCACAGGGAUGGAGAAUAUGAUUAUGACCAGGCUGAUGUUGGGGAUGAAGAAAAUGUGGACCAGGAAGAGUACUUGGAUGAUGAAGAUGGGGAUGAUUUUGCAAAGAAGAUUGGGGUCAUGUUCUCUUAAGAGAGACGGAGAGAAGGAAAUUGUGGGAGGGACUCAUUUUUAGUGUUUUAAGAGACUUUAGGACUUCUGUUCAAUUUGAAAAGAAUAGAAUGGCUCUUUGAUGUGAGCCGAUUUAGAUGCAGCUGUUGGUUUUCUGCAUAACAGUUAGGAGACCUUGUAUUAAUCAAAGCCUGUUUCUUUGUAUUUAACAUUUGAGCUAAUUCAAAUCUCUUUAUUUCGAGUA
Messenger RNA from Macadamia integrifolia, 2842 nucleotides. Its product is annotated as zinc finger CCCH domain-containing protein 32-like. NCBI's taxonomy places the organism in Eukaryota, Viridiplantae, Streptophyta, Magnoliopsida, Proteales, Proteaceae. The transcript is spliced from 3 exons. Bases 250 to 2619 code for a protein of 789 amino acids. Gene Ontology annotation, molecular function: metal ion binding. The record is from RefSeq and is a predicted model, not a curated record.